AUGAGGCGCAAAGCGACCAGCGAGCAAGCUGAUGCGCUGCCGACAGAAUCGGCGCCCCCAGGGCGCAUCAAGUUCGGCCGUAACAAGCCCGCCAAAUCCUCCGCGCUGCGUAAGAGCAUCCACAUCAACGAUGGCGAGAGCCAAGGAGGGUCAGCGUCCACGACAGGCGGCGACAACGAUGACGAGGAUGGGUCCAGUGCGCCAGUCGUUAUUCGCCCUGCACUCGGCCGAUCGAGCUCGACAAAAGUGAAACGGCGCCCGGCGUCAUCCCGCCUCUCGUUCGGCCCCGGCGAGGGUGCAGCAGACAAAGCCGACGAUGAUACCGGGGGGGCGGUCGUAAAGCCGUUUACAUCGAAGAAGCCUCUUGGACAGCGGUUACUCGAAAACAACACGCUUCGCAAAUCGGCAUCCCUCCAAAACUUGGCGGGCAGCCUCCCCAUGCGCUUCGGCGCCCAGGAAGAGGGCCCGAAAUACAGCAAGGAAUACCUGGAAGAAUUGCAGAGUUCCACCCCGAAUACACCACAAAACCUGGCAUCUUUACAAAUCCAUGACGAGGAUGAGAUGGAGCUGGACCAGUCCGAGCUGGAGGGCGCGUUGGUCGUAAGGAAGCAGAUCUUCAUCUCGUCUGACGAUGACGGGUCCGACAACGAGGAGCCCCAGAGCGGGCGGGUGACAAUAGACUUCCCCAAGAAAAAGAAGGAUUCCCGGUUGAUAGCCGACGACGAAGACCUGGGCGAAGGGUAUGACGAGUUUGUCUCUGAUGGGGGAUUGGCGCUCGGCAAGAAGGCCGAGAGAGACGCGGCGCGGCGCCACAGGAAGGAGAUGGCAGAUCUGAUCCAGGCCGCCGAGGACGGGUCUGACGCCGAGAGCGACGACAGCGAAGCCGAACGGCGAGCUGCAUACGAGGCCGCGCAGCGGCGCGCAGGCAUGGAUGGGUUGCACCGGCCCGAUGACGACCACGACAUGGACGGCGCCGGUGGGCCGGAUGCUAUCCCGCGGAUGAAACCGCUGCCCAAGUUGAACGAGGUACUACAGCGCAUGCGGGAGAUAGUGCAGGGGCUAGAAAACGACGUUACACAGAAGCAGAGGAGGAUAGGGGACCUCGAAAAGGAAAAGGAGGAAAUCCUUGCGCGGGAGAAGGAGGUCCAGAAGAUUUUGAACCAGGCUGGCGCCAAGUACCAGGCUGUUGUAGCCAGCGCCGGCGGGAAUGUGGGAGACGUCGCCCAGAUGGUGACGCAGUCGCCUUUGAGACCAUUCCCUCCGGGAAUUGCAGGGGACUUGCCAGUGGAACGGGGUCUGGAGAGUUUUGGUGCGACACCGAUAAGGCGGGAUGAUAUCGAGAUGGCUUGA
Chaetomium globosum CBS 148.51 is the source of this 1350-nucleotide messenger RNA. RefSeq lists its product as uncharacterized. The record is from RefSeq and is a predicted model, not a curated record. Lineage: Eukaryota; Fungi; Ascomycota; Sordariomycetes; Sordariales; Chaetomiaceae. Gene Ontology annotation, biological process: spliceosomal complex disassembly. The coding region runs from base 1 to 1350 and encodes 449 amino acids. The transcript is spliced from 3 exons. Gene Ontology annotation, cellular component: U2-type post-mRNA release spliceosomal complex.